Salvelinus sp. IW2-2015 is the source of this 807-nucleotide messenger RNA. Lineage: Eukaryota; Metazoa; Chordata; Actinopteri; Salmoniformes; Salmonidae. The record is from RefSeq and is a predicted model, not a curated record.
AUGUUGAACAGAGUCAUACACAACCAAACCCAAACCCAAACCCCGCAGUUCCAUUUCCCUCAGCUGGCCUUCAGAAAGGGGUUGCUCUCUGUGCCCGAGAACAUUCCCGCCGACACGCUAAUGAUCGACCUCCAGAACAACGACAUCACCGAGGUCAAGGAGGACGACUUCAAAGGCAUUAACAAGAUCUACGCCCUGUUCCUUGUUAACAACAAGAUCUCUAAGAUCCAUCCCAAAGCUUUCCGUAACAUGGAUCGGCUACAGCUGUUGUACCUGUCCUACAACCAGUUGACACAGAUACCUGCCAACCUGCCCAGGAACAUCCUGGAGCUGCGUAUCCACGACAACAAGAUUAGCAACAUCCAGAAGGAAGCCUUCAAAGGGCUCAAGUCUGUGCAUGUUCUGGAGAUGAGCGCUAACCCGUUAGCUAACAACGGGAUAGCACUGGGAGCAUUCGACGGCAUGGAGACCCUGUACAUCAGGAUCGCAGAGGCCAAGCUCACAGCUGUACCUAAAGACCUCCCAUCUUCACUCACAGAGCUUCACUUGGAUUAUAACAAGAUCACCAAAGUAGAAAUUGAGGACUUUUUCAGAUAUAAAAAAAUACAAAGAUUAGGACUGAGCUUCAACCAAAUCAAGUUUGUUGAGAAUGGAAGCUUGGCCAGCAUACCCAACGUCCGUGAAAUCCACCUCGAUAACAACAAACUAAAGAAGGUUCCGCCCGGUCUAAACUCACUGCGGUAUCUACAGGUAAGAUAUGGUUGGGUCACCUGUUGGGCAUUCCAACGAUAACUUGAAACAGUUUUU